CACCGAUGAACACGCUCCCUCACGUCGGUGUUCAUUUCACUCCGCACUAGCAUAUUUACACAUCUCGACUCUUAGAUGAGGGACUCUUGCCAGAGGAGGAUUUCUUUUCGCCCCUUGUUCUUUAAGACUUUCUACAGAGUCAGAAAGCUGGUGUAAAAGAAUCCAGACACGAGCCAGAAUGUGAGGAGGGAAAACUGAUCCAAAAAGAAAGCCUCGUGCGUUGUUUUGGGGUUUUGAAGAGUAUCCAGAGAACAGAGGAGUCUGGGACUUUAGGAUGGAGGUGGUGUUCUUCGCCUCAGAUUGGGCAGGAGAUCAAAAGGGGGACCUUUAGGACGGGAAAUGCAUGUGCCACUUCUCCAGACUCUAGUUGAAAAGCUAGCGAGAGCAACAUGAGUUGGAGCUUUCUCACCCGUCUCCUGGAAGAGAUCCACAACCACUCCACCUUUGUGGGCAAAGUGUGGCUCACUGUGCUCAUCAUCUUCCGCAUCGUGCUCACGGCCGUCGGAGGGGAGUCCAUCUACUCGGACGAGCAGACCAAGUUCACCUGCAACACCAAGCAGCCGGGUUGUGACAACGUGUGCUACGAUGCCUUUGCGCCGCUGUCGCACGUACGGUUCUGGGUCUUCCAGAUCAUCAUGAUCUCCACGCCCUCAAUCAUGUACAUGGGCUACGCAAUUCACAAGAUCGCCCGCUCGUCGGAGCAGGAGUGGCGGAGGAACCACAGGAGCCCCAAAAAGCCACCGACUCACUCGAGAUGGAGGGGAAGCCACCAUCUGGAGGACGUCUUGGAGGGGGAGGAUGACGACGCGGAGCCGAUGAUCUACGAAGAUGCGCUGGAGGGUCCGGAGAGCAAACCAGAGGUGGUAAGCGGCACUUGCAAAGAGCAGCCAAAGCAUGACGGUCGCAGAAGAAUCCUGCAAGAGGGGCUGAUGCGGAUCUAUGUUCUUCAGCUCUUGUCGCGAGCCAUCUUUGAGAUCGCUUUCCUUGCGGGACAGUACCUCCUGUAUGGCUUUCAAGUUAGUCCUUCCUUUGUGUGCAACAGGCUCCCCUGUCCACACCGAGUGGACUGUUUCAUCUCCAGGCCCACCGAGAAAACAAUCUUCCUUCUCAUCAUGUAUGUGGUAAGCUGCCUUUGCCUCAUCUUGAACGUGUGCGAGAUGCUUCACCUGGGAAUCGGCACUUUUCGAGACACCCUGCGCCUCAAGAGGAACCGGGGUCGGCGGAGCUUCGGCUACCCGUUCUCCCGUAACAUCCCGGCCUCCCCUCCCAGAUACAACCUGGUGAUGAAGACGGACAAGCCCGGCAGGAUGCCGAACAGCCUCAUCACCACCCACGACCAGAACAUGGCCAACGUGGCCCAGGAGCAGCAGUGCACCAGCCCGGACGAGAACAUCCCCUCCGACCUGGCCAGUCUCCACCGCCACUUGCGGGUGGCCCAGGAGCAGCUGGACAUGGCCUUUCAGACGUACCAAACGAAAAACCACCAGCAGACCUCUAGAACCAGCAGUCCUGUGUCCGGGACUACCACGGCGGAACAAAACCGAGUCAACACGGUCCAGGAGAAGCACGGUGCCAGGCCCAAGUCGGCCACGGAGAAGGCUGCCACCAUUGUAAAAAACGGAAAAACUUCAGUCUGGAUCUAGACAUAUUUUGUGUUAUUUAACAGUAAUAUCUUAAAGACUCUGCACUUGAAGAUUUGCGCUACUUUGAACAACAAUCAGACCAUUUAAAGGAUUACAGAAUAUAGUGGACUUCAGAGUUAAAAUAAAAUACACCAAGAAACUGUUGAGAAUUGUCUUUGUUACUGUCCAGUGUCAUUUUGUGCUUUCCCCGAAUAACAUACGCCUAGUUAGUUACGUCUCUAACUCGACUAAUUCAUCAAGACAGAAACCAAGAGUGUUCCGAGAUAUUUAUUGACUGCUGCCAAACUGGAUUUAUUGGCUGAUUUCUUGGGAGGCACGACUGCUGAUUGUUCUCAGAAAUAGGGGUGUUUCAUGUGGAAGGCUUUUGUUUCAAUAUGGAUGAGUGUUGCUGGAAGCAGAUUAAAUGUGACAUGUUUUGAUAAAGAAUCAUCACGUUCCUGAAUGCUCUCUUGCUAACAGAGCCACACGUUUUCAGUCAUUGCAUGUUUACUAUCCCCCCCAACUCAAUAUCACAUUUUAUAAGCAAGUCAAAUGGUUAUUUUACAUCAUACUGAUUUUCUGUUAUUGAAAGACGAUGCAUGCUUUACAUAGGCUACAAUAGAAAACACACCAUUAGCGAUUCCAAUACAGCUACUUAUGUGUAGGCAUGUUGAGUUUCGAAGAUGAGUGCUUUUAAGGUUUCAUCCUGCCUUCACUUUUAUCAUUCAUCAA
Phycodurus eques (leafy seadragon) is the source of this 2354-nucleotide messenger RNA. It is a transcript of the gene gjc2, whose product is annotated as gap junction protein gamma 2. The record is from RefSeq and is a predicted model, not a curated record. Bases 390 to 1643 code for a protein of 417 amino acids. The transcript has 2 exons. Gene Ontology annotation, cellular component: connexin complex. Gene Ontology annotation, biological process: cell communication. NCBI's taxonomy places the organism in Eukaryota, Metazoa, Chordata, Actinopteri, Syngnathiformes, Syngnathidae.